GGUAACCUUAAUCAGAGAAAAAGCUAAAGAAUUUGCGGUUGCUUUGGGUCGCGAAAAUUUUUCUGCUAGUGUAGGGUGGUUAGAUAAAUUUAAAAAAGGCAUAAUAUCGCACAAAUGUCGAUUUGUGGAGAAAGUGCUUCAGCCGAUUUACAGUCUAGUGAAGAUUGGAAAAAAACGUUUUGCCAGAUUUAAUCAGACAAUACCACGAAAACGAUAUUUUUAAUGCAGAUGAAACGGGCAUUUUUUUUUAAAUGUUUACCCAAUAAAACAUUAGCCUUUAAAGGUCAAAAAUGCUUUGGUGGCAAAAACAGCAAGGAGAGAAUUACCGUUAUGGUUGCAAGCAAUAUGAGUGGUUCAGAAAAGUUGAAAUUGCUAGUUAUCGGCAAGUCAAAAAACCCACGUUGUUUUAAGGGUAUAAAAUCACUUGAUGUGGACUAUGAGUACAACAAAAAAGCGUGGAUGACAAGUUAAAUUUAUGAUAAGUGGCUCAAAAAUCUAGAUAAAGUCUUUGUUGCCCAAAAUAGGAAAAUACUACUGUUCGUUGACAAUUGUCCCGCACAUCCUAAAAAUGUACAAGCAAAUUUAAAAACUUUAACUGCAAUAAUUAAAACUGCAAUAUUUUCCUCCUAAUUUGACGUCUGUUCUACAACCAAUGGACCAAGGGAUUAUUCAAAAUCUCUAUCAACUACUACGACUGUGUCGUUACUUGAUGCAAUCAGGAAUCUAAACAAAUCCUGGAAUUUGCGCGUAAAACCACAAACAAUCAGCAAUUGUUUUAGAAAGGCUGGUUUUGCUAAAGGUGAGUUAAUGCAGAAUGCUACUACGGAUGACUGGGAUGAAAAAGAUGAUCUUCCAUUGUCUGAAUUGAAACAAAUUUGGACCACAUAUCGAACGGCAAUGGGAACCGAUAAUGUGUCUUUUGAUGAUUACGUCGAUAUUGACGAUGGUGUGCAAACAAUGGGAUUCCCAACAGAUGAAGACAUUUUAGAUAGCGUCAUGGAAAAUCUAGUUCCUUCUGGAAAAGACUUAGAGGAGGAAGUCUCUAGUGAAAGCGAGGUUGAAACAACAACUGAAACUAUACCCACAUUUAAUCAAGCUAUCUAUCUGCUAUUCUGCUAUCCAGACCCUAAGAAAUUUUACUUCGUCAAAAGAAAAUGUUCCCAAUGCAGUACAUGCGUCAAUAAAUGUAGUGGAACAUUUUAUAGAGAAAGAGAAAUGGUCCGUAUUUAAACAAAAAAAAAUUACCAAUUUUUUCCAAUAAGAAUUUAUAUACAUUUUUUAUAUACUACAUAUGUAUUACAAACUGUCUUAUUAAAUAAACAUGUACAUACAUACAGAGCAA
Bactrocera dorsalis (oriental fruit fly) is the source of this 1342-nucleotide messenger RNA. RefSeq lists its product as uncharacterized. Bases 808 to 1230 code for a protein of 140 amino acids. The transcript is spliced from 2 exons. The record is from RefSeq and is a predicted model, not a curated record. NCBI's taxonomy places the organism in Eukaryota, Metazoa, Arthropoda, Insecta, Diptera, Tephritidae.